AUGGCGACGCGUCGCCUCACUUCGUGCUGCCUUCUCCUCGCCAUGCUCAUGGGGACAGUGGCUGCCGCUUCCGCCUUCGACGAAGCGGCCGCCGCUGGCGUCGGCCUUGGUCACGGUGCGCGUUUCGCACGCAAGCCAGGACGCGCUGCCGCCGAGAAGCCGCAACCAGAGCCCCAACCUAAACCACAGCCCGUGCCAGAAUCAAAACCAAAGUCCAUACCACAUUCAGAGUCUAGACCUGAACCCAAACUAAAGCCUGAACCAAAGCCAAUGCCACAUCCAAAGCCUGAACAUGAGCCCAAACCAGAGCCUUUACCUCAUCCUAAAACAAAACCUAAACCUCACCCGGAACCCUUGCCCAAACCUGAGCCUAAAACGCAGCCUAUGCCACAACCAGGGUCCAAACCAGAGCCUAAGCCUCAGCCCGGACCCAAACCAGAGCCGAAGCACAUGCCUCAACUUGGACCCAAACCGGAGCCAAAGCCUGAACCAGAACCUAAGCCAGAGCCAAAACCAGAGCCAAAGCCCAAGCCAGAGCCAAAACCGAAACCAGAGCCAGAACCUAAGCCAGAGCCAAAACCAGAGCCAAAGCCCAAACCAGAGCCAAAACCGAAACCAGAGCCAGAGCCAAAACCAGAGCCAAAGCCCAAACCAGAGCCAGAACCAAAACCAGAACCAGAACCUAAGCCAGAGCCAAAACUAGAGCCAAAACCCAAACCAGAGCCAAAACCGAAACCAGAACCAGAACCUAAGCCAGAGCCAAAACCAGAGCCAAAACCCAAACCAGAGCCAAAACCGAAACCAGAACCAGAACCAGAACCUAAACCAAAACCCAAACUAAAACCAAAACCGAAACAUAAACCUAAAUCAGACUCCAACCCGAAACCAAAACCUAAACAAAGCCAGAGCCAGAGCCCAAGCCGCCGCCGCACAUCCCACCGGCAGCUAACUGACCAUGUGGCGCUAUUUUGUAUGACGCGGCAGAGUUUCUGA
Phragmites australis (common reed) is the source of this 993-nucleotide messenger RNA. RefSeq lists its product as uncharacterized. The transcript has a single exon. Lineage: Eukaryota; Viridiplantae; Streptophyta; Magnoliopsida; Poales; Poaceae. The record is from RefSeq and is a predicted model, not a curated record. Bases 1 to 993 code for a protein of 330 amino acids.